AUGAGAAAACUAGACCAUCGAAAUGUUGUCAAAUUAAAAUAUUUUUUCUAUUCUGCCGGUGACAAGAAAGAAGAAGUUUAUUUAAAUUUAAUUUUGGAGUAUGUACCUGAAACUGUUUAUAGAGAGUAUUGUUGUUGGGGCCCAUUUUUAAAAUCAACCAUUUAGUCCAAAUAGGUCAGCCAAUUGUCUCAUUCUUUGAUAAAAUAAAAAUUGCUAAUUCAAAGCAGGGAUGGGACGGGUUGAGAAAUCAGUCGGGUCGGGUUUUGGAAUUUUUCUUUGGUUGGGUUUCGGGUCGAAAAAAUGUUCGGGUUUCGUCCCAUCCCUGAUCCAAAGGAAUAAUUUGAAAAACUCUUUACUAGUCCUUUUUGUUCUUCUCUUGUCCUAAAUGCUAAUCCUUUU
Messenger RNA from Meloidogyne enterolobii, 399 nucleotides. NCBI's taxonomy places the organism in Eukaryota, Metazoa, Nematoda, Chromadorea, Rhabditida, Meloidogynidae. The record is from the annotation of a GenBank genome assembly.